Molecule: messenger RNA, 1056 nt
Organism: Gracilinanus agilis (Agile Gracile Mouse Opossum)
Lineage: Eukaryota; Metazoa; Chordata; Mammalia; Didelphimorphia; Didelphidae
Product: tRNA modification GTPase GTPBP3, mitochondrial-like
Exons: 4
Biological process (GO): tRNA wobble uridine modification; tRNA methylation
Cellular component (GO): cytoplasm; mitochondrion
Molecular function (GO): GTP binding
Source: RefSeq, a predicted model, not a curated record
UGGACAGUGCGGUGGAGGGACUCCGGGAAGCCCUCGAGGCCCACCUGCGGGAUGCCCGCCGGGGUCAGCGGCUCCGCUCGGGUGCCCACGUGGUCAUCGCGGGCCCCCCCAACGCUGGCAAGAGCAGCCUCAUCAACCUGCUGAGCCGCAGGCCAGUGUCCAUUGUGUCUCCGGAGCCGGGCACCACGAGGGACGUGCUGGAGUCAGCCGUGGACAUCGGGGGCUUCCCGGCCUUGCUCAGCGACACGGCCGGCCUCCGAGACAGCCCCGACCUGGUGGAGCAGGAGGGCGUCCGGCGGGCGCAGGAGAGGCUGGCCGAAGCGGACAUCGUGCUGGCCCUGGUGGAUGCCACGGACUUGGCCUCGGACGCGAGCCGCCGCUUCCUGGAGACAGUGGUGACUCCUGGGGGCCCCUCCGCCUCCCCCCGCAUCCUGCUGGUGCUUAACAAGGCUGACCUGCUGCCAAAGGGGGGGCCUUCUGGGGGGGCCGCCCUGCCCCCCCACCUCCUGCUGUCCUGCAAGACCAAGACCGGCCUGGAGGCUGUGCUGGCCGCCUUGAAGAAGGAGCUGGCUGCUGUAUGCGGCGAUCCUGCCGUCGGACCCCCCGUCCUGACCCGGGCCCGGCACCGCCACCACCUGCAGAGCUGCCUCGAAGCCCUGCGUGGUUACGGGCGAAGCAGGGCCAGAGACCUGGCGCUGGCCGCCGAGGAGCUGAGGGAGGCCCGGAGGCAGCUGGGCCGCCUCACCGGGCAGGGCCGGCCCGACCAGAUCCUGGAGGUCAUUUUCCGGGACUUCUGCAUCGGCAAGUGAAGCCUCCGGGAGGGACUCUGGGGUGGCAGGCCGGGGCCUGGGCUUUGUCUGGAGACGUGCUCUGCCCCCGGCCGGCCUGCCCGCACAGCCUGGGCUCUCCCCUGGGCUCUCCCCGCACAGCCUGGGCUCUCCCCGGCACGGCACGGGGGGCCUCCCGAGGAGGGAGGGAAGGGCCCGGGGCCUUCGGGAGUCUCCUGGAGCGGCUCUGCACUCAAGGCCUUUCCUUGGCCUGGACGGACGCCUGAUA